CAACUUGGAGGUCUUGAAAGCAAAUUAUGGUUUCAAAGAAGGGAAGGCGUCGAAGGCUUUCAUUCCCUACCAUUGUUCAAAGGUUUUUGCCUCCUAAUGAUAUGGUUGGGUCUUCAUUUUAAAUUCUAUUCUAAGUUGAACUCCUUUUCAAAGGCACCUGUUGAAGCAACAACAAGAGGAACAAACACAGAGUUGAAGGAUGCUCAAGAGGAGUCAAGUCAUUGAGAGCAACCCUGAUGCUACACUUGAAUUGAACAUGGGGCCACAGACAGAGCCAGCAUGCCUCGAGAAAACAGGAGUUAGUGCUAGUGAGGACUAUGGUGCAGGCCUCCUUGAAAACCAGCUCAGUGUGGAGGAUUUUGUGAAGAUACAACAGGUCUUUGAGUCCCAGGAUCCAAGGCAAAGCAUUUGUAUGCCCAGGGAAGAGUUCAUACAGAAGAUGACAGAGACUGUGGGUUGGGGUACAAAGGAACAAUAUGGAGAUCUCUUUGACAAAGUGGAUGUGGCCCGAGAUGGCUUCAUUGAUUGGGACAAGCUGACUUCAUUUAUACUUCUAUCACUGUAUGAAAGAGAUGAAAGAGCCAAGGCCACUGUGGUUACCCAAUGGAAGGACCUGGAGUUUCUCCCAGGAAAACACAAGGACACCAUCCAGAAAGUUGUUUUCUUAAAAAGUUCAAGUCGUUACUUGACUAUUAGCAAAGAAGGCUUAGUAGGAAUCUGGGGCGAGAACUUAAAGUUGCAAGAAGCACUUCCUAUCACUUCAGAUGCCACCAAACUCAAAUACCUGUGGGUGACAAGUUUGGUUUCUCUGGAAAAUGUUAACAAGAUUGCAGUGGCUUUUACAAGCAAAGAGAUUUGUUUCUAUGAUCUACUGUCCAAAGAACAAUUUCCUUGUCAAUACAAACUCCAAGGCCUGAAAGGAACUCCUAUCUGCAUGGAUUAUUGGUAUAAUCCUCUUGAUCCCAGAGAAUCCAUUCUUUCUUUUGGGGAUAUAACUGGAAAGGUUCAAGCAAUUGUUUUCACAGCAGCCAUGAUUUCUCUCUUUGAACGGCCUGCUAAUGCAUGUGAUGAUGAAGAAGCCGCCAUGACGAUUGACUGGGCAGAGCUGCUCUCUGGCUGUCACAAAUGUUGUCACAUAUUACAGCACACACUUCAUCAUGGAGACUGGGUCAGGCAAGUUACUUACAAUGCCUCUUUAGAUGCAUUCAUUUCCAGUACAACCAGCAGAACAAACACUGUAGUGCUGGCAUGGAGAGAGAGGUCAAAAAAACUCCUUAAGAUGACAUCUUUCCACAUUGCCCAGGGCAUUCAUGCUUUUGAUUACCACUCUCGGCUCAAUUUAAUUGCAACAGCUGGCAUCAACAAUAAAGUUUGCCUUUGGAACCCCUAUGUAAUCUCUAAACCAGUUGGUGUUCUAUGGGGCCAUUCAGCCAGUGUCAUAGCAGUGCAGUUCUUUGCUGAGAGAAAACAACUUUUCAGCUUUUCCAGGGAUAAGGUUUUGAGACUCUGGGAUAUUCAACACCAGCUGUCCAUUCAAAGGAUAGCGUGUUCUUUCCCCAAAAGUCAAGACUUCAGGUGCCUUUUCCAUUUUGAUGAAGCCCAUGGACGGCUUUUCAUCUCCUUCAAUAAUCAGCUUGCCUUGUUGGCCAUGAAAAAUGAAGCUGGCCAGAGGGUGAAGAGCCAUUUGAAAGCAGUCACUUGUGUCCUUUAUAAUUCCCUCCUGAAGCAGGUAAUCAGCUCUGAUGCGGGGUCUACUGUGUCCUUCUGGAUGAUAGAAACUGGACAAAAAAUCAAGCAGUUUACCGGUUGCCAUGGCAAAGCAGAGAUCAGCACCAUGGCUCUGGAUGCAAAUAUGACAAGGCUUUUGACUGGCAGCACAGAUGGGACUGUAAAGGUUUGGGACUUUAAUGGACAUUGUUACCACACCCUACGUGUUGGGCAGGAUGAAGUUGUGAAUAUUUCACAGAUCCUGGUGCUUAACAAGACUAUCCUGGUUGUGGGCUGGGAAAGGUCAGUUACUGUGUUUAGACCCCAGAACUUCAAUCAGUUUUCCAUCCAGUCUGAAGAGUGGAAAGGAGGCAUCCAUCACCAAGAUGACAUCUUGUGUGCUGCAUUUUCACCCCCGCAAACUCUUGCCACAGGGAGCUAUGAUGGAGAAAUUGUUCUGUGGAAUAACAGCACAGAAAACGCUUACCAUGUUCUUCACCCUGAUCACCAGAGGCAGCUAACGUCCAAAUUAGAAACUAAAGCCCAAAAGCUUAAUGCAAAGAAAAGUGGCUCAACAGAAUGCAUGAUAGACCAGUCCACCCUGGCUGCACAGAAUUUUGAGAUUGACACAGAGGGUAAUAAUGCUGUUAUGAGACUGUGUUUCCUUGAAGCAAGAAAAAACAAUGCAGCCACAGGAGGCGCUAACCUGGUGUCAUGUGGAGCAUCUGGUUAUGUAAGAUUCUGGAAUACAUUUAAGAAAGAACUCCUGGCUGAAUUUUUAGCUCAUGCUGGAGUUGGGCCCAUUAUUAUGUCUACCGAUAAACAGAAUCAGUACCUUACCACUGGAGAUCCUGAUGGAUGGCUAAAAAUCUGGAACAUAGAGGAGUAUUGUACUAAUUCCACUGAGAACAGAAUCACUCAGACUCCAACUUUGCUCAGAUCACUCCGUCCUCAUGAGGACCGGAUAACUUCCUUGGAGAUGUGUGAGUCAGGUGGUCAUUUGCUGAUCAUUUCUUCCUCUGCAGACUGCAGGGUCUGUGUGACUGGACUUUCCAAUGCUCCUGCCUUGAUCUUUGGUCAGGCAAGCCACUGGAAUAUUGAAAAUUAUUUUUCUCUUCCUAAAGAAGACACUAAUGUAAUAGAAAGUAAGAGUCAAAAGGAUAACAUGAAAGUAAAUCCUUUAUUUUCUAAAGAGAAGUCAUGCUCAGACUCAACAGAACAUUCUUUGCUUUCUGAGGAAAACAACUCAACACACAUCUUCAGAUCAUCAGAAGAAAUGAAUUUCAGUCUAAAAUAUAAGAAGAGAAAUAUCUGUAAGAAAAAAACAUAUAAACCUUGUUGUGAUGAAAUUCUACAAAAAUCAGCCAGCAUAUUUGGGUCCUUAAGCCUUGGAAUCCUGAAAGAGCUCCCUGAUGUGAGUAAGCCUGAGUUUCUUCUUGACCCUGACAAAUACUUUAAGGAAGGACCGGAGGAGGAUGAGCCCCAAAUUCCUGAUCUUCCUUUGCUCUCUGAAACUUUGAAAGUUGUAUUUGAUGAGAAAAGCCUGUUCCCUAAAGAAAUUCUCAAUCGUGAAAGACAUGGCAAAUCGUUAUGUCAAGAAACAAAUGACGAAGUGAAGAUAAGGCGAAAUAAGAAACAAUUAUGAUCAAGUAACA
Messenger RNA from Acomys russatus (golden spiny mouse), 3362 nucleotides. It is a transcript of the gene Wdr49, whose product is annotated as WD repeat domain 49. Gene Ontology annotation, molecular function: calcium ion binding; protein binding. The record is from RefSeq and is a predicted model, not a curated record. NCBI's taxonomy places the organism in Eukaryota, Metazoa, Chordata, Mammalia, Rodentia, Muridae. The transcript is spliced from 19 exons. Bases 200 to 3352 code for a protein of 1050 amino acids.